CCCAGCGGCGCCUGUCUGCCUCGCGGUACAGAGACUCUAUAGUUCCAUUGGUGGGCGGGCUGAGAGGGGCAUACAUGAAUAUUCAGAAGAAUUAAUGAAUAUUCAUCAUGUAUUGCCCGGGGCGGGGCAGGACGCUGGCGAGGUGACGGUCUCGCUCGGACUCUGGCCCGGGCGGCGGGGCCCGGCUCGGGUUGCCCCGGACUCAUGGCUGUCGGGAGCGUGGCGGUGGGGCGCGCUGGCGGCCGCAGGCCCCAGCCCCAGCUGGACCUACAGUUUCUGCGACGCUUCGGGAAGAUCCAGGCCAUCUUGUUUCCCAGAUGGUCCUCCCAGAAUGUGCUCAUGUUCCUGACCCUGCUGAGCAUCGCCCUGUUGGAGCAGUUGGUCAUUUACCAGGUGGGAUUGAUCCCCAGCCAGUACUACGGGGUCCUGGGGAGCAAGGACUUCUCUGGGUUCAAAACCCUGACUACGAUUGCUGUGAUACUCAUCAUACUCAAUUCCACGCUGAAAAGCUUGGACCAGUUUAUCUGUAACCUGAUGUAUGUAAGCUGGAGGAAGACUCUCACCGAAUACCUUCAUGGCUACUAUUUCCAGGGCCAGGUGUAUUACACUCUGAACGUGCUGCGCGAGGACAUCGAUAAUCCAGACCAGCGAAUCAGUCAGGAUGUGGAGAGGUUCUGCAGACAGCUAAGUUCCAUGGCCAGUAAACUCAUCAUCUCUCCUUUUACACUGGGCUACUACACCUAUCAGUGCUUUCAAAGCACCGGCUGGCUGGGCCCAGUAAGUAUCUUUGGGUAUUUUGUCAUUGGGACAGUUGUUAACAAGGUGCUGAUGAGUCCCAUUGUGUCAAAACUGGUGCAUCAGGAGAAGCUGGAGGGGGAUUUCAGGUUCAAGCACAUGCAGAUUCGUGUAAAUGCAGAGCCAGCUGCUUUCUACAGAGCUGGGCAGGUAGAGCACAUGAGAACUGACCGCCGGUUGCAGAGCCUCCUGCAGACACAGAGGGAGCUGAUGGGCAAAGAACUGUGGCUCUACAUUGGGAUCAACACCUUUGACUAUCUGGGCAGCAUUCUGAGUUACGUGGUGAUUGCCAUUCCCAUCUUUAGUGGUGUCUAUGGUGACCUGGAUCCAGCACAGCUGAGCGCUCUGGUCAGCAAGAAUGCCUUUGUCUCCAUUUACCUCAUCAGUUGCUUCAGCCAGCUCAUCGAUCUCUCCGCCACCUUGUCUGACGUGGCUGGCUACACACACAGAAUUGGGGAGCUGCAGGAGACACUGCUGUCUCUCUCCAGGAAACACCGUGAUUGUGAAUCGGAAGCCAAAACCAACUGGGACUUUGACAAGUUUCUGGGCUCCAGUGGUCCUGGAGAGCAGACUGUUCUGGGGGAUACAGCCUUCCUCCUGGAGCGAGUCUCUCUCUCGGUUCCAUCCUCGGACAAGCUGCUCAUCAAGGACCUGGACCUACGGAUUUCCCAAGGGAACAAUCUGCUGAUCGUGGGGAACACUGGCACGGGGAAGACAUCACUCCUGAGGGUCCUUGGUGGCCUCUGGGAGAGCACACGGGGGAACAUCCACAUGCUGACCUGCUUUGGCCCCCAUGGGGUGGUGUUCCUGCCACAGAGACCUUUCUUCACAGAUGGAACCCUGCGAGAGCAGGUGAUUUAUCCUCUGAAGAAGAUUUAUCCAGUUUCAGGGUCUGCAGAUGAUGAGAGGAUCCUGCAAUUCCUGGAGCUAGCUGGGCUGUCUGAUUUGUUGGCGCGCACAGGGGGUCUGGACCAGCAGGUGGAUUGGAACUGGUAUGACAUCCUGUCCCCAGGGGAGAUGCAGAGACUCUCAUUUGCAAGGCUCUUCUACCUCCAACCCAGAUAUGCAGUGUUGGAUGAAGCCACCAGUGCUCUGACAGAGGAGGUGGAGAAUGAGCUAUACCGCACUUGCGCUCAGCUGGGGAUGACGCUAGUCAGUGUGGGACAUCGCACCAGCCUGGAAAAGUUUCACACUUGGAUUUUGAAACUCUCCGGAAGAGGAAGAUGGGAACUAACAAGAACCGAGAGAGCGAGGCGGCUCCCAGCCAGUGAGGGAUGCUGAAAAAAGUACCGAGGCUUGAGACUGGUUUAUUACCCAGGAGCUGCAG
Messenger RNA from Trachemys scripta elegans, 2122 nucleotides. It is a transcript of the gene ABCD4, whose product is annotated as ATP binding cassette subfamily D member 4. Bases 205 to 2076 code for a protein of 623 amino acids. Gene Ontology annotation, molecular function: ATP hydrolysis activity; long-chain fatty acid transmembrane transporter activity; ATP binding. NCBI's taxonomy places the organism in Eukaryota, Metazoa, Chordata, Testudines, Emydidae. Gene Ontology annotation, biological process: long-chain fatty acid import into peroxisome; very long-chain fatty acid catabolic process; fatty acid beta-oxidation. The record is from RefSeq and is a predicted model, not a curated record. Gene Ontology annotation, cellular component: peroxisomal membrane. The transcript is spliced from 19 exons.